UCCGGCGGCACGCGGGCGCGGUGGGCACCAGCGGCCCAGCUAACGGCCCGCGCCGAAACUACGGCCUGGUCGGCUUGUCGCCUCCGACUCCGGCAACUCAGCGGCUGCGCACUUCCAAGUUCCAACUACGCCGCCGCCCGAGCGAAGCCGCCGAAGAAGCAAGCGUGCCUUCCUGCCCUCUACCUCGCUCUACCAGAUGGACGGCCGCGUGAAGGUGGUGGGGCAGGUGGAGCGGGUGGACGGGACGUCGCUGACCUACGCGGAGUUCGUCGACCGGUUCAUGGCGCCCAACCGCCCCGUCGUCCUAACGGGGCUCACCGCGUCAUGGCGGGCCUGCGAGGACUGGACACUCCCCGGCCCCGGCCACCGCCGCCGCCCUGACCUCAGCUUCUUCGCCCGCAACUUCCCCUCCCCUCUCCUCCAGGUCGCCGACUGCUCCUCGAGGGAGUUCACGGACCAAAAGCGGCUUGAGAUGUCCAUGCAGGAGUUCAUAGACCGCUGGGUUGGACAUGCUCACGGUGGCUCCAGUGCUGGGGAUCGCGAGAGCUCCCUGUUUUAUCUGAAAGAUUGGCAUCUCGUUAAGGAGUACCCUGAUUAUAUUGCUUAUACUACACCAACAUUCUUUGUUGAUGAUUGGCUCAACAUGUAUCUUGACAGUCACCCCAUACAUAGAGAUUCUGACAUUACCAAUCAUAAAAGUGAAGUAAACUGUUCGGACUAUCGAUUUGUUUACAUGGGAGCAAAAGGAACCUGGACUCCUCUGCAUGCUGACGUUUUUAGGUCAUACAGCUGGUCUGCAAAUGUUUGUGGGAGAAAACAAUGGCUGUUUCUACCACCAUCACAAAGUCAUCGUAUAUUUGAUAGGUACAUGAGAUCCUCGGUCUAUAACUUAAAUGAUGAUGUUUCUGAAAAGCAGUUUCCCGAAUUCAAUAAGACUGAAUGGAUAGAGUGCAUUCAGGAGCAGAAUGAAAUCAUAUUUGUUCCCAGUGGAUGGUAUCACCAAGUCCAGAACCUGGAGGAUACUAUAUCUAUAAACCAUAACUGGUUUAAUGCCUACAACCUACACUGGGUGUGGAUCUUGCUUUAUGAAGACUACAAAGUUGCAAAAGAAUAUAUCGAAGACAUCCGAGAUAUUUGUGAUGAUUUUGAAGGGCUUUGCCAACGGAACUUGGCAGCAAAUACAGGAAUGAACUUCUAUGAUUUCUUUGUUUUCAUAGUGCGGUUUGCUUUAGCCAAUGUAAUUGAGCUUUACCAUCUUCAGCAGCCAGAGGUUGCAACAUUUUCAACAGAAACUGCACACCAUUUUGUCUAUAAUCUGAAGUCAAUUCGUAAUGUUGCAUCAAAAAUGACAACAACAGAGGCUUUCACUACUGAGAAUCUUCGUAGUAUCUCGGAAGAUAACCGUAGUGCUUUCUCCAAUGUUAAACAAAUAUUAGAAGAGGAGAGUUUCAGAAGGCUAUUGAUGACACUGUCAAAGGCAUAUGCACACAUAGACAGAGGGCAAAGAAAUUGCCCCAAAUCUUGUACUUCAUAUCCGAAGGGCUGUUUGUCAGUGAUCUGCUUGAAAUCUGAUUGCAAUGUUGUUGAUCACAUUACUUCUUUGAUCAAUGAAGUUUGUGUACCUGCAGAUUUGGUUACACUAGUUGAUAGUGCUCUCUCUGAUGUAUAGUUUUAGUCCAUCUAGCAUGGUAAACUUAUGCUUACAUGAAUCUUGAUUUAUGAGAUAGGAUGUAUACUUGAUCACUGUUGGAUUAUCACAGCCUGUCCAUUGGGAAAUCAAUUGUGCAAUACAAGAUUGCACACUUUCAUGCCAA
Messenger RNA from Setaria italica (foxtail millet), 1814 nucleotides. RefSeq names its product jmjC domain-containing protein 4. Lineage: Eukaryota; Viridiplantae; Streptophyta; Magnoliopsida; Poales; Poaceae. Gene Ontology annotation, cellular component: nucleus; cytoplasm. The transcript has 9 exons. Gene Ontology annotation, molecular function: histone H4R3 demethylase activity; sequence-specific DNA binding. Gene Ontology annotation, biological process: negative regulation of gene expression; positive regulation of translational termination; protein hydroxylation. The coding region runs from base 197 to 1669 and encodes 490 amino acids. The record is from RefSeq and is a predicted model, not a curated record.